Protopolystoma xenopodis is the source of this 657-nucleotide messenger RNA. NCBI's taxonomy places the organism in Eukaryota, Metazoa, Platyhelminthes, Monogenea, Polystomatidea, Polystomatidae. The record is from the annotation of a GenBank genome assembly.
AUGUCAGAACAGAUUCAGUCCUCGAGAAUUAAAGUUACAAGUGAUACACAAAAGACGCCGCAAACAUCUCAAACUUGUGAUGCUAGUCUGGGAGUUUUACCUCAGCCUAUGGCUCCACGUACUUUUCUCCACUCAUUGUCUCAUGUCAAAGGAUCCUACAAUCAUUCUCUCUUGAAUGAAGAUAUGAAUCAAGACUACGAAUCUCAAUUGGCCACUAGAUCUGGCAACGUUAGUUGUAAAAUCAGCAAUAAUAAAUCAAAUAAUUGCUUAGAUUCCUCAGUUGGAUGCAUGAUACUCGACUCAAAUAGGCACGAUGAGCAUAUUAAUAAUGACAAGAAUGCUAAAAUUAGCCUAUUUGCUGUUCAGCAAAAUCAAUCAGGGUGCAAGCCUGAAGACUUUACUGAUAUUAACUCAGCUGGUUUGCUUGCCCCUAUUAGCGAACGCCCAAUCGAGGCUCGGCCCUUCCCCGGAUCUGUUUGCACGCCGUCGGAGGAUGUUGGUAUUUUGAAGGUGCCCGGUAUACAUAUGUCUGGAACGUUUGAGGAUUCACGUCCUGUAAAGCGACCUCGAUCAAAUUUUCCUGUUUCACUAGAUCAGACAAAUAUUCGUCCUGGUAAGUCUUCGUUUUCCUGUAUUACUUUAGUAAAGCAAAUAUAA